CCCGACUCGACCCGAGCCCUCGGCCGGAGCUCCUAGUUCCGGCGGAAGGCAGCGGCGGGUCCGUGCCGCGGCGUGGGUGCCACCGCAGGGAUGGUGCAGGACACGCGGGGACGGCUGGUGGCGGAGUUGCUGCUGCGGGCGGGGCCGGCCCGCACCAUCCUCUGCCUCUGCUCCCGCGCCUUCGUCGAAGAUCGAAAAUUAUAUAAACUGGGAUUAAAAGGCUUCUAUGUCAAAGAUGACAAUGACAGUACAGGGGAGGAACAAGCGUCCGAGGAGGAGAACCGUUGUCCCAAUGUGACAUUAAAGGAGGAUACUAAUCAUGCUCUUGAUCUGGAAGAGGUUGAACUAGACUCGGAGGCCGAGCUUAUGAAGAGUAUGGGAUUGCCUCUUCACUUUGGUGGGCAGUCAGCCCACAGGGACUUUGCGGCAACAGAAAAUUAUAGAAAAAGGGGUAACAUGAAGAUUAUUAAAAAGAAAAAGAAGAAGAAAAAAGAGUUACAGCAAAAACAUGAGGAUAAAAUGGUGCAGAACUGCAAGAAUCAAACUUGUGGUGGUCAUAUCGAGUCCAUUUCUGGUGAGCUGGCCCUAGCUACAGAGCAAUGUGAGAACAGCAGCAAACCUCAGGAUGUAAGUAAAGGGAACGGUGAAAGUUCAGAAAGUCUUGCAAAUGAGGCUUUAUCCAGCAAACUUAAAGAAAAAUGGGAGAAGUACUGGAGUGAGUACGGAGAGGGCCUUCUUUGGCAAAGUUGGCUGGAGAAGCAUCAAGAGGUCUCAUCGUCUGAGACCACCACAGCCUCUGAACCUUGGAAUAGUCCAGACACCAGGGCGGAGUGGGAGCAGCAUUAUAGCGAACUGUACUGGUAUUACUGGGAACAGUUUCAGUACUGGACAAGUCAAGGUUGGACUACUGAGAGCUCACACGGUGACAGUGUGGAAGCUAAUGGAGUUAACCAGGAGAUGGGUCUUUCGGGAAGAAUGGACUUGGUUAGCCCAGGGGCUGAACGCAGUGAAGUGCUGAGCUUGGAGAUGUCUCCCUCUAACACCAGAAGUGAGGAAACACUCCCUUCAGGUGCUGAGCUCCAUAGUGAAAUAAUCUCCGGGAUUUGUAAUUUAAAUCUGAAUUUGGAGGAGGUGGAGCAGAGCAGCGCAGCUCUAACAGUAGCUCACCAAAGCCCUCAAGAACAUAGUUCGUCUGACUGUGAAAGCCAGAAGGAGCCCUGUGAUGGAGGAACCAGGAAAAGGAGUGCAUCUUGUGAAAAUAAAAGUAUUAACCAGUCAGGUUCACGGGGGUCGUGUAGCUUGAAUUCAAAUAACAAAGAGCAGUUGCUGCUUCAUGACCGAGAUGAAGAUGAGGAUGAAGAGCCUCCUGAAUACAGACAUGCCAAAGUCAAGAGAAGCCAUGAACUGGAUGUCGAUGAGAACCCAGUGGAAGAUCCUGAGGAAACCUGCUCUGUUUUGGGUUUCAAGUGUGGCACAGGACAAAAAUAUGGUGGAAUUCCAGAUUUCACCCACCGAAGUGUGCAGUACUUGGAGAAAAAAGCGAAGCUCAGGUCCAAAUUCUUGGAUAUGCGUAAACCAAGGAAGAGCAAAAACACACACAUCUUCUUUACAGAGGAAUCUGAAACGUCUUGUAAAAAAAGUAAAACUCUGAAGAAGGUGGAAGAGUUCCUAAAGCAGGUCAGUAAACCUGGGGAGGAAGCCCCAUCCCAGACAACCUCCCCUCAGGGUAAUGUGGAGGCAUUGUUGGUGAGCAGCGACUCAGAGGAUCAGGAAAACAUUACUGCUGCACAGACUGCAACACUGAACACUGAAAAACAAAAGCCACCAUCUUCCAGUGCGGCCUUCACAGAAUGUGGAGGGAGUAACCUUGAGGAGGAAGCGCAGGACACGGCGGCGAACAGCUCCGAUGGGCAGGGUGCAGGGAGGCAGGAGCAUGGCUGUGGGCGGCAGAUAGUCUCUCUGGAUAUUCCUGAUUAUCUCCGGGCAGAGACAGAGGACAUCAACCAAGCUGUAGAUGAAAAAAUGACUGCAAAGAAGAAGGAGAAAAAAAGGAGAAGGAGGAACAAAAUGAUGCUGGGAGCUAUACCUGCUGAGAUUGCUGCCGAUCCAGAGUUGGCCAAGUACUGGGCACAACGCUACCGGCUGUUCUCUCGGUUCGACGAGGGAAUUAAACUAGACAGAGAGGGUUGGUUUUCUGUUACUCCUGAGAAAAUAGCUGAGCAUAUUGCCAUCCGUGUUAGUCAGUCAUUCAACUGUGAUAUCAUAGUGGAUGCAUUCUGUGGUGUUGGAGGAAACGCUAUUCAGUUUGCGUUGACUUCAAAAAGAGUGAUUGCUAUCGAUAUUGAUCCAGAGAAGCUCAGUCUUGCACGCAACAACGCGGAGGUGUACGGCGUGGCAGAUCAGAUAGAAUUCGUGUGCGGAGACUUCAUGGUGCUGGCCGCUGACCUGCAAGCAGAUGUUGUGUUCCUCAGCCCCCCCUGGGGGGGGCCUGACUACGCCACUGCCGAAAUCUUUGACAUCCAAACCAUGAUUUGCCCAGAUGGAUUUGAAAUUUUUAGGCUCUCCAAGAAGAUCACCAACAAUAUUGUGUAUUUUCUGCCUCGGAAUGCUGACAUUGACCAGGUGGCUUCCUUAGCAGGGCCAGGCGGGAAAGUUGAAAUAGAACAAAAUUUUCUCAAUAACAAACUGAAGACAAUAACAGCUUAUUUUGGUGAUCUAAUAAGGCAUGACAUCUCCUGAACUCAGUGUGGAUUCUUCCCAAACCAACCUCCCUGACUGCUGCUUUGCUUAAGCUUUUGUACAGCUGGCUCGUCAAAAACUACUUGCAGCCGUUUUCCACUUUAAGUUUUGUUUAAAAAAAUUGUUGUUUAUUGCUACUGUCAAUAAAUAUUUUAUAAUAACUUUGGCAAAAUUCUAAAUGUCGAGUAGCUGUCAACAUAGGAAAAGAGAUCUUUAUAAAAUGCAGUCUUGCGAGGUUCAAGUCCAACCAGUUGAAGGGGAGUUCAGGAUUUCUUUGCAACUCUCACGUGUGCUACUUCUGUACUUGCUCGGAUUUCAAGUGUUCAGAGGGUCAAAAAGAAUAGCCUGAAAGCCACCGUGUGUCAAGAACUGCUGUCUGUGCUUUACAAACAAAGGCAUCUGACCAUCUGGCUCCAUGCUCGCUGGGAAACCUUUUCAGCUUUGCUUUGUCUUACAGUGAGUACUCUGGCUUGUUGCAGGACAGGGAGAGAGCAAGACGUGUUUGUGUCUGGUGACACAAACCUCUACCCUCUGGGUUUUGUUAUUUAUUUUAUAUUUUUCCUCCUUGCUAGCCCUCUUAUUUACAAAGAUAUCUUGAAGAAACCGUCUCAUUGGAAGUUUGUCUCAGUGAACAGAAGGGUAUGUGUCCCCUGUCAUUUUGAGGCUUUUUGCAUCAUUGCACAGGCUUCAGGUAGAGCAAGAGGGAGCCCACCUCUCCCUGGUGAGGGCUUUCUGCUCUCACUUGGGGCUUGGCAGGGAAGAGUGGCUUUUAGGCCUUUCUCCAGCAGAAAAUGAGGUAGGUGAGAUGCGUCUAGGGUGAGAUGCAUCUAGGGCAUAGAUAUGUCACUCUCACUGAAAUGCAUUUGUGGUAAGUACCCAAGAUCAAUUUUGAACCUGUUUUUCAGGUAAGAGUGUAGGAAAUAGUUUCAAAGGCAAUAAGUGCUGCUUCUCCUCUGCUUGGAGUGCAGCAGGACACUGAAGGCAGCAGAGGCUACGCAGUAAACUGUGCAUUAGUGCUGACAAACAAAACUCUAUAGAAUAACUGUGUAGCAUAACCAAAUAAGAGGUUGGUUUGGUUCUUUUCCCCUGUAAGGAAUGAAAUUGAACUCUUCAAAUCAGUUAGGAGACCAAAGUAUUUGUGUAUGUAUGUGAUGUUAAAGAACACGUAUGCAACCUGACUUGGUGCAAGUUCACCGUACGGUAGAAUAGCACUUGGGACAUCAUUUUUUUUUCUAACUUGACAGUCCAUCCAUAGAAUCAUAGAAUCGUUAAGGUUGGAAAAGACCCUUAAGACCAUGGAGUCCAACCGCUACCCUAUCACUGCCAAGUCCACCACUCAACCAUAUCCUCCAGUGCCAGACGAGUGCUAAGCUGUUAAUGGCCAUUCCAUCCAUGCUUCAUGUAUGGUAUUUUAGAUUACUUUGAAGAGAAUUUGACUAAUUUGUAUCAUUGCAUUUUGCUGCUGUACUACAGCAAGGAGGAAGUGCUGUGAUAGUGCCAGCCUCUGUGUCAAUAUUUAAAGGAAAUUGUGAAGGAAAGAAAUUCUCUGCUCUUCAGUAUUCCGUAGAAUUUUGCUACUAGGAGGCAGGGGAGGUUGGCAAGAGUGCUGGUAUUAUAGGAGGUCCAAACCUACUGAGGCAGUGGCACAUGUAUGUAAUGAUGCUGUUAACUUUUCGCUCCAAGCUCCACAAAAAAUCCAAGAGUCAUGAGGCCAAAUGAAGAAUAAAUUAAUACUGUGAUUGUCACAGUACUCUCUACACUAAAAUUUUACUGUAUUGGGCUUAUUGCUGCAUACAGAGAUUGUUGUCUUAUUCUUUUGUCCUCUUUUCCUCCCUAAAGUUAAGGAGUAGCUUCAGAAGCAUUUUGAGAUCUUGCCAAUGCUGCUCCUGUAAAAGCAAGCUCUAUGGGGGAAAUACCAGUGAAUUUACUUUUACCUUCAGGAAUGUAAUCGGAUUUUGUUCGGUGCCCAGUAUGCAAAAUGUGGAAGCUGAAAUUUGACAUGAAAGGUACGACAUGUACUGGUUUAAUAUUUAUUUGCAAUAUAACGAACCUGCUGGUUAAAAUGAAUGAUUUAUCAAAGGUCUCUGCUGAGCCUUGCAAGCACAUGAAGCACCGCAAGUAGAAGAAUAUCUUUCAUGGCUGUUCCUCUCUGUAACCAACAAGUACAAAAGGUUGGGGUUUUUUUUCUUUUUAGUUAAACAAAACUUGAAGUCAGAAUACGCUCUGCUGGGUUGUGAUAAAUGUUUGCUCUCAGCUUCCCACUCGGACAGAACAGGUGAAGUUCCCCAAGGCUGCGAAUCAGUCUGUUAAGCCUAAAAUACAUCUACGAGUAUUUUUACUUUGUUGUUAGUAAUUUCAACCAACAAAUACUUCAUAGAGGACAGCUUCAUUCAUGAUACGAGCUUCUGUAAAACGUUAUUCUGUUUUAUACUGUAGAAAUAAAGUUAAUGCGGGCUGAGAUGCAGUUAAAUUUCUGGACUACGCAUGCCCAGAGUAUUAAUACUCUUUUGGGAUGCAAGUGGUAUUCUGUGUAUGAUAUGUUAGACUAAAAAGAAGUUACAUUGCUACUGUGAAGUGGCAAUGCUCAUAGAGGUUUGGUCUUUUACCAAUUUUAAGCCACAAAAUAAGCUGUCGGAAAAAUGCAGAUUUUUGGGGGGAAGUUAACUAAUAUUUGGACUAAAUGCAAUAAAUAUAUACUGCUUUAUACUUUC
Phalacrocorax carbo (great cormorant) is the source of this 5450-nucleotide messenger RNA. The record is from RefSeq and is a predicted model, not a curated record. NCBI's taxonomy places the organism in Eukaryota, Metazoa, Chordata, Aves, Suliformes, Phalacrocoracidae.